GUCGUGUUUCAGGAUCGCCACAUUAAUAAAAUCAGUUUUGUAACGCUGUGCUGUUUAAAUAAAGUUUACUGCGGGUGUGUGCGGCGUUGGCCUGCAGGGGGCGGUAGCGGCGGGUCUGUGACGUCACUCUUCAUCAUGGCGGACUGGAACAGAGGACAUGGGGCAGUGGAUGACCUCCUGGAUGCUGAAAACAAGCUGCUGGCUGACAACCUGGCAACCAAAGUGUCCAGACUGAAGUCGCUGGCAUACGACAUCGACAAGGAGGCCGAGGACCAGAACCUGUACCUGGACAGCAUGGACUCUGACUUCCUGAGUGCGACAGGGCUGCUGAGCGGCAGCGUCAAGCGGUUCUCCUCCAUGGUGCGUUCCAGCCGGGACAACCGCCGCAUCCUCUGCUACAUGUCUGUGGGCCUGGUGCUGCUCUUCUUCCUGCUCUACUACCUGGUGUCCCGGAUCCAGGCCUGAGGCCACGCCCCCCGCGGUCAGUGUCCCGGAUCCAGGCCUGAGGCCACGCCCCCUGUCACCAUGGAAACAUCCAGAACACCAGAGACCCCAGUGGUGCUGGUGAUGUGGAUCGGGGUCUGGAGUCGGGACGCCCCGGGGGGGCAGGGGGACAUGAUGGGACGUCAGAAUCUGACAGGAAACUUCCUGCUUCACCUCCAAAGUGAAAAAAACACAAAUUAGAGAAACAAACCAAUCAAAAGCCUCACUUGAGUUUGGCUGCAGUUUGGCUGGCAGCCAGCAGGGGGCGCCACAGACUGGCACAGGAAGAUCUGAUCAGGUCUUCCACUCCGCCACAAACAGGUUACUGAUAUUACCAGUGUCAUUGAUUAUUAUUGAUUAUUAUUGAUAUCAGGGUUAGGCUGCUGUCUUUGCUCAUAUGACAUGAAACUGGUACUGCUGAUGACAUCAUGAUGACAUCAUCAGCUGUCAGAUUCCUGUGUUGGAGUCGCUUUGUGCAGCUGCCAUCUCAGUUUUAUGAGAGUUUAUAUGUUAUGAUAUAUAUUUAUACCAGAGAUCAGAUGGGAGCUAAUGUGCUUAUUUUAUUUAAUUUUAUUUGUAGAAUGCAGGCAGGCAGACAGGCAGACAGACAGACAGACAGACAGACAGACAGACACACAGGCAGGCAGGCAGACAGACAGGCAGGCAGACAGACAGGACGCUGAACAGGUUAUCUGAUGUGGUUUGGGUUUUUGGGGUUUGGUUUGGUGUCCCUGAUCUGCUUUUCUGAAUAUAAUUUAUAAUAAACUUUAGGACGACACCUAGUUAUGGUUUACAGGGAAGUACAGUUGAUUUAUUAAUAUGUCUGUAUAUAUACAUGUUUUGUUUUGUUUUGUUUUUUUUAACAUGAAUAUAGAGGAGCGGUGAGUAUUAUGAUUUCAUGCUUUCUAACAUUCCUGUUGUGUCUCAUAUCAGAGGGAGAAUAUGGAGACGUGACAUGUAAUCUUGUUAAUACAGGAGAUGAAUAAAGGAUUUUAUUUCUGCA
Messenger RNA from Myripristis murdjan (pinecone soldierfish), 1486 nucleotides. RefSeq names its product Bet1 golgi vesicular membrane trafficking protein-like (gene bet1l). The record is from RefSeq and is a predicted model, not a curated record. The coding region runs from base 136 to 465 and encodes 109 amino acids. The transcript is spliced from 4 exons. NCBI's taxonomy places the organism in Eukaryota, Metazoa, Chordata, Actinopteri, Holocentriformes, Holocentridae.